CAACACGGCUCGUUUUAUGGCAACGUAGCUAAACAGCAGGUAGUCACGAAUGUGUCAGGACUCCUCCUAGUAGAGCGAUAUGCAUUAAAAAUAACAAAGUUUUUGUGUUACACGUCAUUUACUCAUAAAGGACCGCCGGAGCUUAGCAUAAAAGCCGGCAAUAAUCUAUAAGUCGAGGAAGCUAACAAGCUAGCAGUGGUAACAGCACUUUGGAUUUACUGUUGUUAAAUAACUCCGCAGCUGGAUGAGCUUGCUAGGAUGAAUGGGAAAGCUAAGAAGCUAACGAUGGUCAUUGUGUUAUAGGUUGAAUUUGUGCUGUCUUUUUGGAGAUAAACUUUUAUAAAUAAUAAAUUAGGAGUUAUGAGGAUAAACAGAUAUGUAAUUUCGAGCACGGGGUCUCGUGGUUAUUUACAGCUGGAUAUCCUCGGUGUGGGAUUAGCUUAUUUUCUCCUUGGAAAGACGACGUUCGCUCCUUUCAGCUACCUCAAAGUACACGGGAGUCGGUGAUGCUGUCGGUCGAUGGACAAAUGCACCGGGUGUCCGAACUAGGACAGAGCGGCCAGACUCCGUUAUAAACAAUGAAAAACUGCGAGUAUCAACAAAUAGACCCGCAAGCACUUCCGACGCCCACCCCGACCCCUCCGCCUCAUCAUGGGAAUGACAUGGAGAAGAAGAAGGAGCCGAGAAGACCCAGGAGAAAGUGGGAAGUUUUCCCCGGAAAGAAUCGCUUCUACUGCGAUGGACGGAUCAUAGUGGCCCGACAGAGUGGGGUCCUUCCCCUUACCCUGGGUCUCAUCCUCGUCACAAGUGGUUUAUUUUUUAUAUUUGAUUGUCCGUUCCUGGUCAAACACCUGACCAGCUUCAUACCUGUUAUUGGAGGAGUCCUCUUUGUGUUUGUGCUCAUCACCCUGCUCCAGACCAGCUUCACCGACCCCGGCAUCCUGCCCAGAGCAACACCAGAUGAGGCUGCAGACAUUGAGAAACAGAUUGACAACACUGGAAACACCAGCUAUCGACCUCCGCCUCGCACCAAGGAAGUGCUAAUCAAUCAGCAGGUGGUGAAGCUCAAGUACUGCUUCACCUGCAAGAUGUUCCGCCCUCCGCGCACCUCCCACUGCAGCCUGUGUGACAACUGUGUGGAGAGAUUCGACCAUCACUGCCCCUGGGUUGGGAACUGUGUAGGGAAACGUAACUACCGGUUUUUCUACACCUUCAUCGUGUCGCUCUCCUUCUUGACGGCGUUCAUCUUCGGCUGUGUGACCACACACCUAGCACUGAGAGCUCAGGGCGGGAAGGGCCUAGUGUUUGCGCUUCAGGAGAGUCCGGGGAGUGCAGUGGAGCUGGUGAUAUGUUUCUUUUCAGUUUGGUCCAUUUUGGGCCUCUCAGGCUUCCAUACAUACCUGGUUGCUUCCAAUCUUACCACUAACGAAGAUGUGAGUACCCAAAAUAUUGGUAUUAAUGGAGGAACAUCCUCGCCUCAUAACCUGAACAUUCGUAUCUUUCUGUGCCAUUUCAGCAUGAUUGACAGACGGGGUUUCCUGCCGGCAGAUGAGUCUGCCCAGACUGGCAGUGCUGACAUCGAGCUGCCCACCCUGGCCGCUAAAAGCGAGAUAAAUGUGUGCACACAGGGAACUAAAGGUCUGCUAGAAUCGGCUGCGCUUUCUCCGCUCCUGUCCACCUCGUGUCCUCAGGGGAAACCUCAGAAUGCUCAUUCCUGCCCAGAAACCAGCCCAGCGUUGAACUCUGACCCCACAUCGGAGUUCUCUAAAGGCUGCAGGGGUAACCAAACGUCCAGCUCCCACGGCGAUACUUCUCGUCCACGUCACACCAAAGCUCGCUCAAAGAAAUGCAGACGAGAGGCUCUGCAUAUUCCCAACCCUGCAUUUGAUGUCCCAGUUUCCCCUACCUCUCCGGACGCUGCCCCUGACUCCAAAGCAAGGAGCCACAAAGGAGGCAGCCUCACCCCGUUGCAAUGACUGUCUUGAAUGAUGUUUUUCACAAGUCAAACUCUGUUUGAGGCUUGCAUGCUGUAACACAGUCAGAUCCAAGUUAUAUGAUUUUUUUUGUUUGGUUAUUCCUGUUGGUUCUCUGAAACUCCAGGAGCGUUGAAGAUGUUUGGUCACUGAGUAAGACAAUCACAGUGGAAAUAGGACAGAUUGGAUGAAGAGGCUUCUAGAGGCAACAUAGCGUUGGUGUAGAGAAAAGUUGUAAGAAGGGCUGUGAGCUGUAGAUUCUUGUGUAAAAAAACAAAUUUACCAGCAUGUCAGAUUUCACCAAAUUUGUGAAACAGCGGCUUUAAUGUAUCAGGUGGAUGGAAGCUCUGAAUUGUGUAUAUCUAUAAUGAGAGGAUCCUUGAAGGGAAAAUCCACCCAAAAUGUUCACAUCUCAAGCUGUACAGGCAGUGAUUAAUGGAACAAGUCGCAGGACUCGUAGACAAAAGCACUGUCCUCAAAACACUUUCUUAUGGAAUCACCUGUUUAGCUCACUGGGUUAAUCAGGCAACCCAUUUGCCUCAAGACAUGUCUUCCCCCUGGUUUUCUCCCAGGCUUCCUGUCUUCUCUUUGCUCUCCUAUUGCAAUAUAAUCCAUAUAAAAUGGUACAGAAUUUAUAUGGAGUAAAUAUUUAGUCACCACAGCCACCACAGGUAGGUAAGGUUUGGCCACCCCUUCUGCCCAGUAAGUGUGAAACGGCAAUGUCUGCAAAAGAGCCUUUACUGUACAGUGGUUGAAAUAUCUUGUAAUUUAUUCAUUUGGAUUGUUGUAGGGCUUUAGGGGUAUGUCUGCUCUGUACCACCACCUGUCAUUGUCUGUUCUGCUAAUUUAAAUCUCUGAACUGGAUCUCUGGGCUGUGUUUGAGGAGGUGAUUCUUUUUGGAUCACUUUUAAUUAAUUAUUGAUACUCUUAAUAAGCUUUUGUUUCAGUUUUACUAUAGGGAAUUUAUUCUUCUGUUACUUGACACUUUUAAAAACUAUUUUUUUUUAAAGUUUUACAUAAAAAAUGCUUGUUAUGCAUGAGUCCUCAUGGCAUACCUUUCUAUGACAGUCAUGCCUAAAUGAUUGGGAAUGAUUUGGUACAUCUGGUAAGCAAUCAUUUAGUACUACAACAAUCUGGCUACCUGGCUCUGUGGCUGCUUCCACUGGGUUUCAGUCUAACAGAACCUGAGGGUACCAAAUGCAGAGAUAGGGAUAUAACUGAACUAUGCACUUGUUUCCCCCCCACAUCUAUAAUAAUGCAGGCAAAGAUUUGGUCCUCUGACCUUAGUGACAUUGAAUAUUGGAUUAAUGAUUCAAAUCUAUAUGUAAAACACCUAAUUUUUCACUGAAGGUGAUGACUUUGUGUUCUAAAAUAAGCAAAAUGUGAAUGUUGUUGUGUGGAUUUUUCCGAUGACCUUGCACAAACAGCACAGUGGAUAAGAUGUAAAUCGGUUUAGUGGUGUGUACUGUUGUUCAGAUCUUCGUGCUGUAAAAUGGAAUUGAGUGCAACUGCAUGGUCAUGACUAAAAGGUGUAUUUUAUGAUAUGUUUCUUUAAAUACAUUCAAACAUUACACCAUCUCAACACACCUUUUUGUAGGAAACCAGUGUUGUGUUUCAAAACUGAAACAGCAUUACUGAUUCCCGCUUGUAUUCUUGUCACCAUCACACAAUGAUUUAAAGCUCCUUUUCACAUGUCCACCUCCUGCACACACACCUUGUGUCAGUAAUAGCAAUACCUUCUGUCUUCUCCUUUCCCUAAAAUUGUUUUUCUUUGUGCACUUUGACAAAUCUGAGACUUGUGUGAAUGGAGGAUGUACUGGUUUGUUCUCAGGUGAAAGCUUUAGGUUAGGUAUUCAAUAUGCAAGUUCAAUGUGACAUGUGUUCACACACAUUGUGACCCGAUGGCAAUAGCUGCACAAGAGUGCAAAGACCCCAACUAUUAUGUACACACUGUCCGUCUAUAGUUCACCUAAAGAGUGUCUGUGCAGCAUCUGCUGUGUCAAAAGUCACCCUAACACCCUCAGUGACAUCACUAAGUGAAUGCGAGUGAUGCAUUUAUUAGGAGAAACAUACUGUACUGUAUUUGUACCAACUGUAAGGUAAAUUAAGCCAAUGCUCCUGUCAAAAUAAAGGAAAGAAAAA
Molecule: messenger RNA, 4115 nt
Organism: Neolamprologus brichardi
Lineage: Eukaryota; Metazoa; Chordata; Actinopteri; Cichliformes; Cichlidae
Source: RefSeq, a predicted model, not a curated record